Molecule: messenger RNA, 244 nt
Organism: Staurois parvus
Lineage: Eukaryota; Metazoa; Chordata; Amphibia; Anura; Ranidae
Source: the annotation of a GenBank genome assembly
AGUCACCUCUGGGUUUUUUAUUUUUUGCUAAACAAACCAAAAACCACUGAAAAUUUUGAAAAAAAAAAGUUUUUCCUUAGUUUUUGUUAUACAAUUUUGUAAAUAAGUGAUUUUUUUUCCUUCACUGAUGUGCGCUAAUGAGGCUGCAGUGAUGGGCACUGAUAGGCUGCACUGAUGGACACUGAUAGGUGGCACUGGUGGCAUUGAUGAGCACUGACAGCUGGCACUGAUGGACACUGACAGG